AUGAAGCGCAAGCGCUUGCGCCCAUACAACUGGUCGGCCAAGCUGCACGUCUGGAAGGCGUCAGGCGAGGAGCUCGUCGCCCUACCUGUGAGAGAGUUGAAUGAUGUGCGAGCCUUGAAGACGCACCUGCAGCAGAUAUGCGGCACGCCAAGAUUCCAGCAAAGACUCUUACAUGGCAGCGCCUGUUUGGAUGAUGCCGACAGACUGGUCGAGCCCAUCGACAUACAACUGGUACUGCUUCCUCUCUGCACCGCCUCGAAGGCCGAAGAGGCCGAGCUCAUGACCGCAGCUCGAGAAGGCAAGGCCUCGGAGGUGGAAGCCAUCUUGAAUCGACCACAGAACCCGGACUUGCAACUUGCCAAUCGUUGGGAAGUUGGACCUCUCCACAUUGCAGCCCGAAGGAACCAUGUGGACGUGAUCCAGCUCUUGCUCGAAGCUCGUGCUGACAUAGACGGUUUCUGUGGAGAUGAGACUUCUUUGGCUAUGGCCUCGGCGGCAGGCCAUGUCGAAGCCGCGCACGCUUUGUCGGAGGCUGGGGCGAAGCUCGACAAAGGGAGAAACGGCAUGACGCCGCUGCGAUUGAGUAUCGAGCGGGGGCAUGUAGAGGUUGUGCGAGUCCUCCUGGUAGCCCGGGCUAAUUCAAGCAAAGUCGCCCACGGCGAGACGCCUCUAAUCCAGGCAUCUCGCCUAGGUGAGGAGAAAAUCGUUGGCUUGCUGCUCGAGAGCAGGGCCCACAUGAAGAAGUCCAACUGCUACCAUCAGCCGUUAAUGUCGCCUCUCGGCUGGGCAUGUCAGCUUCCACAUACGCAGAUUGCACGUAUGUUGCUAGAAGCAGGGCUGAACAAGGAUGAUGUGUGCACACUCGACCAGCAGACGCCUCUUGGGGUGGCGGCCAGACUGGGCCACUUGCAGAUCGUGCGUGUGCUACUGGAAGCCGGUGCCGACAAGGAGAAGGUUUGCGAAAGGGCCGGCAGAACACCUUUUGGUGUUGCCUUGGUGCAAGGCCAUGUCCAGGUCGUGCGCUUACUUCUGGAGGCCAAUGUUGACCAAGACAAAGGAUGUGGAGACUUCUGCGGUGCCACGCCUCUCGGCGUGGCCUGCCGGCUGGGCCACGUGGAGACGGCACGUGUGCUACUGAAGUUUCACGCGGAGAAAGAGCAGGCAUGUGGCUAUCAAGGCUUGACGCCUUUGGCCUUAACAUGCAGAUUCGGACAUGCAGAGGUGGCACGAGUUCUCCUGGAGUUUGGUGCAGAAACAGAGCGCCUGUCUGGACAUAACUCUGAGACGCCGCUCGUCCUGGCAUGCAAGCAUGGUCACCCAGAGGUUGCACGUGUACUGUUGGACGCAGGGGCCGACAAGAGCUUUCCUUGCGGCCCUCGCCGAUUAACACCUCUAGGAGCAGCUUCCGGCGAAGGUAACGUGGAGUGUGUGCGCCUGCUACUCCAUGCCAGAGCCAACAGCCAGAGUGCUUGUAGAGAGGAUGGCGAGACCCCUUUGAGCGUGGCGGCCAUCAGAGGUGACGAGAAUAUCGUGCACCUUCUGCAGCAGGCACACUCCGAUUGA
Messenger RNA from Symbiodinium necroappetens, 1563 nucleotides. Lineage: Eukaryota; Dinophyceae; Suessiales; Symbiodiniaceae. The record is from the annotation of a GenBank genome assembly.